Molecule: messenger RNA, 2342 nt
Organism: Aspergillus campestris IBT 28561
Lineage: Eukaryota; Fungi; Ascomycota; Eurotiomycetes; Eurotiales; Aspergillaceae
Product: putative MFS monosaccharide transporter
Exons: 3
Coding region: 256-1935 (559 amino acids)
Biological process (GO): carbohydrate transport; transmembrane transport
Cellular component (GO): membrane
Molecular function (GO): carbohydrate:proton symporter activity
Source: RefSeq, a predicted model, not a curated record
CCGAUUGCCCUAUCCAUGUCAGGUGGGUGUUUGUGCCCACAAGAGGCCGAAGUACUAAUUACCCCCCUUUCCCACCCCCGACUUUCAUUCUCCGCGUUGGAUUGUUUUCUCUUCUCAGUCACCCCCUUGUCCUGUUCUUUGCUUUGGUUGUUUGAGACAAGCCUCAAGGAAUAAAGGAAGCAUAGGGUCUCACCUCCAACGACCCCCCCGAUUGACGCCUUCUUGACCAAACCCUUUUUCCUCUGAACACACACCAUGGCCCCCAACUUUGCUGGCCUGAGUGGUCGCCCUCUGGGGUUGACGAUCUCGACCGUGGCGACCAUGGGUUUCUUGCUCUUCGGUUAUGACCAGGGUGUCAUGUCCGGUAUUAUCAGCGACAAGGCGUUCAACGAUGUCUUCACAGCCACCAGGGGCGACAUGGUUAUGCAAGCCUUGGUGACGGCCGUGUACGAAUUGGGAUGUCUGGCGGGUGCCAUGUUCGCCCUCUUCUUCGGUGACUCGACCGGUCGUCGCUGGAUGAUCUUCUCCGGCGCCAUCGUCAUGAUCGUCGGUGUGGUUAUCCAGGUCACCGCGUUCGUUGACCACAUCCCCCUGCUGCAAUUCUUCAUCGGUCGUGUCAUCACCGGUAUCGGUAACGGCAUGAACACCUCGACCAUCCCCACCUACCAGGCCGAGUGCUCCAAGACCAGCAACCGUGGUCUGUUGAUCUGUAUCGAGGGUGGUGUCAUUGCCAUCGGUACGAUGAUCGCCUACUGGAUUGACUUCGGUGCCCACUACGGCCCGCCUGACCUGGUCUGGCGUUUCCCCAUCGCCUUCCAGAUUGUCUUCGGUGUUAUCAUCAUCGUCGGAAUGUUCUUCCUGCCGGAUUCUCCUCGCUUCCUGAUCUCCAAGGGCCGCGUCGAGGAGGGUGAGUACGUGCUGGCUGCCCUGGGCGGUUACGAGGUCCACGACCACGAGACCCAGGUGCAGAAGAACCUGGUCAUUGACUCUCUCAAGGCUUCCGGUGCCGGUGACAAGACCCGCUACCGCGACCUCUGCACCGGUGGUCGCUCUCAGCACUUCCGCCGCAUGCUUAUCGGUUCCUCGUCCCAGAUCUUCCAGCAGCUGUCUGGUUGCAACGCUGUCAUCUACUACCUGCCCGUCCUGCUGAAGAGCUCCCUGCACCAGACCAACGACGAGGCUCUGCUCAUCGGCGGUAUCAAUAUGAUUGUGUACGCCGUCUUCGCCACCUUCUCGUGGUUCUUCAUUGAGAAGAUCGGUCGCCGCAAGCUGUUCCUGGGUGGCUCGUACCUGCAGACCAUCGCCAUGAUUAUCACCUUCGCCUGCCUGAUCCCCGACGACCCCCAGAUCUCCAAGGGUGCCGUGUUCGGUCUCUUCCUGUACAUGGCCACCUUCGGUGCCACCUGGUUGCCUCUGCCCUGGUUGUACCCCGCUGAGCUGUCGCCCAUCAAGACCCGUGCCAAAGCCAACGCUGUGUCCACCUGCUCCAACUGGCUGUUCAACUUCACGGUCGUCAUGUUCACUCCCCCGUUGGUCGGCGGUGCUGGCUGGGGUACCUACCUGUUCUUCGCCGUCCUGAACGCCCUGUUCAUCCCCGUGAUCUGGUUCUUCUACCCCGAGACCGCUAACCGCAGUCUGGAGGAGAUCGAUCUCAUCUUCGCCAAGGGCUUCACCGAGAACAUCAGCUACGUCAAGGCCUCGCACGAGCUGCCCAAGCUGACCGACGAGGAGGUCGAGCAGAAGGCCGCCGAGUACGGCUUCGGUACCGAUGCCCCGCCGAGGCGGAGAAGGGCCAGGCCACCGAAUUCUCCCCUGAGGGAAGCCACAAGGAGAACUCCGAAUAAAUCGAUCGAACUCAAAAAAAAACAGAUCGUGAGCAGAUGUUGCACCAGAUUGGGUUGUGAGAACGUGGGAAGUCCGGACUGGCUGAAAUAAUGCUGAGUCCGAGUUUUCCCUCUCGGUGGCUUGUACAGGACGACGGCUUUCUUUCCGUACAUUAUCCUUUUUACCUCCUAUCAUUCUUCCUUCUUUGCGCCUGGAUUUUUGGUUGGUGUCCUUUGCCAUUUGAGUUGUUCAGAUUGGCCCGACUCUAGUGCAAACUGCCGGAUAUAUUCCCCUUUUGUGAUUUUUUUCUUUCUCAUUUCCUAUUUUUUAUUUCUUAUUCCCAUUUCCUUGGAUCUUAUGUCUUUUUUCUUUAUAUCUUUUUGAUCUUUAUGCGACUACCCCUGAAUCUGGUCCGUGGAUCGGAUAUUGAACUGAACUUGCCCAGCGGCAAGAGCUUGUAUGUUUAUGAUGGCUGCGUCUUCGAGGAACGGCCGGUACCAUUAGAUAGACCAAGAGUC